AUGCGCGCAGCACGAUACUACGGGAAAGAAGAUAUCCGGAUUGAAGAUGUGGAGGAGCAAAAGUGUGGUGCGGGACAAGUCAGGGUCGCCCCGGCCUUCGUAGGUAUCUGCGGUACCGAUCUCCAUGAAUACCUCGGCGGACCUAACUUCGCACCGACGACACCGCACCCGUGUACGAAUGAAACCAUUCCCAUCACCUUGGGACAUGAGUUCUCGGGGACUGUUACGGAAGUGGGAUCGGAUGAUUCGGGCUUUACCGUGGGCCAAAACGUUGUUGUCCAGCCGACGAUAUAUUGCGGGAAGUGCAAUGCAUGCACAGCUGGCUCCGAGAAUGUAUGCGAGAACGGCGGCUUCAUCGGGCUUUCGGGAGGAGGUGGUGGCUUGAGCGACUCCGUUGUUGUGCCUGAGGGUGCGGUACUAAACUUGCCCAGUAACGUACCGCUUGAUGUCGGCGCGCUGGUAGAACCUCUUGGUGUCGCAUGGCAUGCUGUCUCCGCUGCUCCACUGACACCAGAUUCCGUCGUCAUGAUUCUAGGUGGUGGACCAAUUGGGCUCGCAAUUGUCCAAUGUUUGGUGGCACUAGGCACAAAGAAGAUUAUCAUGAGCGAGGUAUCCGGCGCACGGCAGCGCUUCGCGAGAGAAUUUGGUGCUCAUCACGUUCUUUGCCCUAAGACGUACGAUGUUGUCAAGAUGAGCAAGGCGCUUAGUGGUAGGGAUGGGCCGGAUGUGGUUUUCGAUUGCGCUGGGGUACCAGCAAGUCUCACGACCGCCUGCACAGCAGUAAGGGCUCGGGGCACGGUCGUCAAUGUCGCGAUCUGGGAGAAAGAGGUGCCUUUCAACCCCAACAUGCUUGUGUUCCGAGAGGCGCAGUACACAGCCGUCUUGGGCUAUCAAAGAAAGGACCUCGAGGCGGUUAUCGAACAUCUCGCUGCUGGUACCUUGAAGCCUAUGAAUAUGAUUACGCGCAAGAUUAGUCUAGAGGAUCUAGUAGAAGACGGGAUUAAAACCUUGAUCAACGACAAGGAGAACCAUGUCAAGAUUCUGGCUCGACGGGUCGCCGCCAAGCGUCGUAUACGGUACGGUGCGGCUGAUGCUCAUCUGCCGUGGCCAGCCUUGGGCGCAGCAUCGGGACGUCUCUUGUCUACAGGAGAAGCACUCUGCUCACGUUCGAGGGCUCACCGAAUUCACCUUGUAGCCACCAUGGUGCAAUACAACCCAAUGCCUUCGCCAGGGCCCUAUGUCCCUCCGGGUCAAGGCACUCCAGCACAGCAGCAAGGCGCCCAGCAGCCACCAAGCUAUCAGCCCAAUGCAACGACUUACGGAGGACCAAAUCAAUCUCAGAAAGGAGUUGCCGGAUUCGGCCAGAUGAUGAAUCAGCGGCUAGAGCAGGCGGUCACAACGGGCAAGCCAAUGCUGAACAAGCUGGGCAAGACUAUAAGCUCAAAGCUAGGAAACAAGCCUCCAGGAGGCCCACCCCAGCAUCUCCAGAGCUACCAUAACUACCAGAGCCAUUACGGACAGCAGAACCAGACCCAAUCGUACCAGCAACCUCAGGGUCAAGCCUUCAGUCCCCAGUCGCAAUCGCAGCAAUGGGGCCAACAGCAGCAUCAACCCCCAUCUCAAACACCGACCGCUUACCCCUCCUCGCAGCAGUCUCCACACCAGCAGUUCAACAACCAGACGCCCGUGUCAGGUCACUCGGCACAGAACAAUUAUUUCCCACAACAGACGAGUCAAGCGCCCAACUACCAAUCUUACGCGCCGCAAUCGCCGCUCGCUGGCACUACACAAACAGCCUGGCAAUAUGGUAAGGAGCAGACGCAGGCACAAGGACAAAACGGACAGGGGCAGGCUCCGCCAGGUCAGCCUCAGGUACAUGGGCACAGCCAAUAUGCUGGACAGCAGAUGGGCGUAGCUGGAGGCUCGUAUGUCACUCAACAUACACCACCUCCUCAUACUUCGAGCAUGUCUCCGGCGUUACCUGCUCAGCACAUGCAGCCACAGUGGCAACAGCCAGGUAGCUCACAGCUGCCCCCGGCAAGUACCGAGCAGCAAUCGGGCAUUCUCCCGCCUCCCUCACAACAAAACGUUUCCGCGAGUCCACCGGUUCAUACAACGUAUCAGCACCAAUGGAACAGCCCGUCUCCAGUUGGCUCACAAGGACAGGGACAAUCGCAGACACUGCCUCAUUCUAUCAGUCCUCCACCUACGCAUCAGACAAUUGCAUCACCUCAAGUGCCGCCAAACAAGCCUGUCCAGUCAAGCGAUGCAGCACCGCACUCGACGCCAACAGAGUUUAUCGCAGAGCUUCCUGCGGAGCUCCCGGCAGAUGUUGGAAGCUUGAGUCUUGUAGAGUCGAAGCCGCAAGAGGCUGUUUCUGGUUCGCAAUACCAAGCCUUCCGUCCACCCGUGUCGCAGAAUGGAUCGCCCUCUCCUGGGUUUACAAUUCCUCGUCGAUCUCUUAGUGCCAGUACAGUACCAGUUGCCGACCCAUGGAGGUUUGUGGAUCCGGCAACAGAAGUUCCAACACGCGAAUUCUAUAUCCUGGCAGACUUGCUUUUCGAUGCUUUGGAUCGGAAGUUUGAGCCUAGAAACACGGGCCUCUUGGAAGCACCAAAGAUCAUCGGAAGCUGGGUAAAAUUAACAGAAGACGCGUGUCGUCUUUUUUCAUAUAGGUCCUACAGCGCGUUUGCAAAGUUGUGGAGUCUUGAAGGGAUCCCACACAUGAUGGUGCCCUGCCAACCCGACUUGGCACCAAACUGGAACUUCAACCAGCACUCGCAUGCGCAAGACGUAAAAGUAACAGGUCAAGUGCCGACAGCCACGACGGGCUACACGACGUACAUGCCAGCUUUGAAUCGGGCGGGAUGGUACAAGUUCUUCUUCCUUGAGGUGACGCAUGCACCAGAAGACAUCGAUGAUCUAAUACCAGCACUAUGCGCAGAUACUUACAAGCCGGGGAUGCUGAACCAACCCGACCUGGACAAGCGGGACAAGACAGACGUCCCUGCGCUACGGGCUAGAGCUGCGGAGAUACAGACGUAUGCGAUUGGGCGUGUUUGUGAGGAGACCAAGGUCGCGAUGGCGGUCGACCCCGAUGUCCCUCUGGCGCACACGCACCCGACUGCGACAGCUUGGGGAGGCGCGCAAACGUCAGCAGAAGACAUGGCCGACAUGGCUGUCCGUAUGCACAAGAUCCAGUCGGAGCGGCAGCAGAACGACAUGGCGGCUUGGACGAUGCUGGGGAUGCAGCCGAAGGGCUAUCCGGGCGGUGGUUAUGGUAGUCUAGUGUAG
Messenger RNA from Alternaria alternata, 3294 nucleotides. RefSeq lists its product as hypothetical. Bases 1 to 3294 code for a protein of 1097 amino acids. Gene Ontology annotation, biological process: butanediol biosynthetic process. The transcript has 5 exons. The record is from RefSeq and is a predicted model, not a curated record. Gene Ontology annotation, cellular component: cytoplasm. Lineage: Eukaryota; Fungi; Ascomycota; Dothideomycetes; Pleosporales; Pleosporaceae. Gene Ontology annotation, molecular function: (R,R)-butanediol dehydrogenase activity.